Hemicordylus capensis (graceful crag lizard) is the source of this 1561-nucleotide messenger RNA. Its product is annotated as 3-galactosyl-N-acetylglucosaminide 4-alpha-L-fucosyltransferase FUT3-like. Gene Ontology annotation, molecular function: alpha-(1->3)-fucosyltransferase activity. The transcript is spliced from 2 exons. The record is from RefSeq and is a predicted model, not a curated record. NCBI's taxonomy places the organism in Eukaryota, Metazoa, Chordata, Lepidosauria, Squamata, Cordylidae. The coding region runs from base 64 to 1194 and encodes 376 amino acids. Gene Ontology annotation, cellular component: membrane.
AAAGCUUAACUGAAACUUUUGUCACUUUGUGAGAAGAGAAUGCAGCUCUGAUUACCCUCAUACAUGGUGACUGGUCUUGGGUCUUUGGUCUCAAAGUCCAGCAAGGGUCCAGCCAUGGAUUCCAGCAGACAGACAAAAAUCCCAUCUUGUCGAAAACUCCUUCUCUUAGUCAUCUUCCAGAUCAUAAUCAGCACAGUAUUCUUUGUUAACAUCAGAAAUUUCAGGAGUGCAGACUCUACACUUCUACAUUCCUAUAAGUUACUCCCUGCAAAUUAUGCUGUCAUUGAGAAGGACACCCCGAAGCUCAUCAUCCUGCUGUGGACAUGGCCAUUUGGGGUGCGUUUUACCAUCAAAAAGUGUUCCCAAAUCCUGGGCAUCCCCGAUUGCCACAUGACAGCUGAUCGCAGCUGGUACCACAAAGCCCACGUGGUUAUCAUUCACCAUCGAGAUGUGUGUUCUAGUCCAGGUCAGCUGCCCCAUGGGCCAAGGCCACCUUUUCAACGCUGGAUCUGGUUCAAUCUGGAAUCUCCCAGCAAUUCCCCCAACUUGGUCUUCAUGGACAAUCAAUUCAACCUCACCAUGUCCUACCGGAGAGACUCAGAUAUCUUUACACCCUAUGGAUGGCUGGAACUCCUCACCAAGCCACAGAAUGUUACCAUUCCACCCAAGUCCAAGCUGGUGGCCUGGGUCAUCAGUAACUGGAACCCAGCCUCCCACCGUGUGAAAUACUACGAGGAGUUGAAAAAAUACAUCCCAGUGGAUGUGUAUGGACGAGGCCACUUGCCUCUGCCUUGGGACCAGCAUCUGACCACUUUAUCCCAGUAUAAGUUUUACUUGGCCUUUGAGAACUCCAUCCAUGAGGACUACAUCACUGAGAAACUCUGGACAAUCUCCUUGCUCUCGCAAGCUGUCCCUGUGGUCUGUGGACCACCACGGAAAAACUAUGAGCGUUAUCUGCCCCCGGAUGCCUUCAUUCAUAUUGAUGACUUCCCAACUGCAAAAGUGUUGGCCAACUUCUUAAAAGAACUGGACAAGGAUGCAACACGGUACCAAAGUUACUUUCAGUGGCGGAUGUGGUUAAAACCCAUUAGAGACAUUUCCUGGAUCAAUCACUACUGCAAAGCAUGUCAGGCUUUACAGGCAACCUCAAUCCAAUUCAAGACUGUCCCAGAGUUGAGCAAAUGGUUCAAGUGAAUAGAAGACCUAUUGUGUUGAACUUGACAUUAUGAAAAGGGCAACACAUUUUAGUCAUCAACAGUUGAUAUGCUAACACUUAAACAAGAGCGCUAACAGAGAGCUAAUAGACGGUGGUAGAAGAGUGGGGGGUGGAUUGAUGAGAGACCUGGUUGUGACUGCAGUGUUUUCAGCUUUCCUAACUCACGUUUUCCAGGAAGAGGAAGGUGUGGAGGAAGUAUUCACAGGGGUGUUCCGCAAGGCAUAAAACAUUUGCAAUGGUCUGAGAACAAACCUGGCUAACUCUUCUCCCCCCCAAAUAAUGUGAGAAUUGUACAAAAAUUGUAGGUAGCCAUCUUGGCAUAUUAGGAAAAAAGUCCAAACUCUA